Molecule: messenger RNA, 2180 nt
Organism: Daldinia caldariorum
Lineage: Eukaryota; Fungi; Ascomycota; Sordariomycetes; Xylariales; Hypoxylaceae
Product: Pex12 amino terminal region-domain-containing protein
Exons: 1
Coding region: 195-1526 (443 amino acids)
Biological process (GO): protein import into peroxisome matrix; protein monoubiquitination
Cellular component (GO): peroxisomal importomer complex; peroxisomal membrane
Molecular function (GO): protein binding; zinc ion binding; ubiquitin-protein transferase activity
Source: RefSeq, a predicted model, not a curated record
CUCGUACCGAACAUUAUUUUUUAUUGGAACCUUAUUCAAUGUUAUUUGGAUUGAGUCGUGUUUUUGUCAGCUUGUUCUUCUCAACUUAAACUUCAAUUUAGUUAUUUUGUUUUUUACAACCCAUCAUGCUUCAUUCCUAAUAUUCAACUUAACUACCUAAAACUACAUUAAACAAUUGGGGCGUAAUAAUCGAGAUGGAAUUCGUCACAGCCCUUCGGGGCACCUUCGACGAUCAGAAGCCCUCAUUAUUUGAGCUGCUCUCCGAACAACAGCUCAAUUCGCUUCUACCACCGACGUUACGAUACCUUCUCACCGUCGCCACUCAUCGGUACCCUCGUUACUUGCUGCGUGUGCUUAACUCCUUCGAUGAGCUCUACGCGCUCGCUAUGCUCGUUAUCGAGCGCCACUAUCUACGAACACGCGGCGGCGGCUUCACCGAGCACUUCUACGACCUCAAGCGAGAAAAGGCUCUGCAGGCCGAGGUCCCGCGCGCCACCACCCGCGCGCCCGAGCUCGUGCGGCAGACCCUCAAGCUCAGCGAGAAGGACAUCUGGAAGAACCUGGCCGUCAUGGUCGCCAUACCCUACCUGAAGCGGAAACUCGACGAGAGCCACGAGAUCGAAGCCCCGCGAGCCCUGCUCGGCGCAAACUACACGCGUAUGCCCGCGAACCCGACGCUAAAGCAGCGCCUGCUGCACUACUACAAGUGGUUCAUACGCAACGUCUACCCGAGCGUGCACGCCGCCUAUUACUUCAGCAUCAUCGCCUUUAACCUGGCGUACCUGUUCGACGGUACGAAAUACCACAACCCCUUCCUGUGGCUUAUCGGCACCAGGAUACGCAGGAUGAACGGAGCCGAUUACCAGGCUAUCGAGGCCCUGGGCAAGUCGAAGCCCGGAAGCGCGCCCCUCACGGCUGCGAACUUCCUCAAUCCGAGGGUGUUGGGCCCGAAACUGCUGAGCAGCCUGUCGGUGCUGCUGCCCACGAGCAUCUUCGCGCUCAAGUUCCUCGAGUGGUGGUACGCGUCGGACUUCGCGAAGCAGCUGUCGAGGAAGGCGUCCGAGAACCUGGAGCUUCCGCCACCGGUGGUAUCAGGUUUAUCCGCGCUGGGAGUGAAGGGUCUGCAACAGAAGAAAAACAAAAAGGGUCAAGACGAGAAGAGUAAGGAUAAGGAGAAAGAGGGCGAGGGAGAGGGAGAAGGGGUGGAACGAGCCAAGAUACCGUCGGCGGAUGACGCGCCGAUCGCCACCCCUUCGCUACUGCCUAUCUUCACGGUGCCGGCGCCGGAGGACUCGGAGCUGUGCCCCAUCUGCGAGGAGGAGAUCACGACGGCGACGGCGUGCCAGACGGGCGUGGUGUACUGCUACGCGUGCAUACACCGCUGGCUCGAGGGCACGCACCAGCGGCAGGAGGAUUUCAUGGCGGCCGACCGGGAGGGCAAGUGGGAGAGCGGCCGGGGCAGGUGCGCCGUGACGGGGCGGAGGGUGCUCGGCGGCACGGAGGGGCUGAGGCGUAUCAUGGUUUAAAUUAAAAAGAUCUCUAAAAAAGAUCUGGGUGUUGUUUGUUGUACAAAAAGAAACUGCAUGCAUCAUGUAUCAUUGGGGUUCAGGCACCGGCGUCCAGGGGUAGCAUCUAAAAAAAGCUACAGGCUAGGGGGGAGUAUCUAUCUGAUGGACAGUAACACGAGGCUUCGAGGUACAAUUACUUAUUAAUGAACGACAUUAUAAUUGUCAAUAUCUCAUCACUACGAGACGUCUGUCUAGUCUAGUCUAGAUAGGUCGGUUUUAUUUUCAACAGGCCACGGAUACUGACCAGAGCCUUUUUUUGGUUUGGAACGAACGAGUAAUCUCGUUUGUUGGGACCGCGGGUGGGCUCCAGAAACAGCUGUUCGUCAACCAUAUCUAUCUACGAAAGCUUCUUGAUAUGUCUAUAAUUAUUGCCAUGAUGCAAAGCAAAGCAAGCAAUUUGGAGCCGGCAAUGGGCCGAUUACGUGUGGUGGUUCUAGACCUUGCUUUGCUUUACUCGUCAACGAAGGAAUUAGAACUACGAGGACGUAUUCCAUAUCCGUAAAUAGAACCAGGACGAGCGAGAUCUAGAUCUAGACUCCGGUGCGAGAAAAUAAACAAACAGCACGCACGUCGGAACGGGCCUAAGAAUAAUUAAACCAAAAAGAAUAUCCC